This is a messenger RNA of Siniperca chuatsi (mandarin fish), 1514 nucleotides long. RefSeq names its product nucleoporin 37 (gene nup37). The transcript has 11 exons. The record is from RefSeq and is a predicted model, not a curated record. Gene Ontology annotation, molecular function: protein binding. The coding region runs from base 44 to 1429 and encodes 461 amino acids. Gene Ontology annotation, cellular component: nuclear pore outer ring. NCBI's taxonomy places the organism in Eukaryota, Metazoa, Chordata, Actinopteri, Centrarchiformes, Sinipercidae.
AGAAGAUCAGUCAAAGACUGUAGAACUAAAUAUUGUAGAUACCAUGAUGUCUGUUUACUCUGUUCUGUAUACUCUAGUGCUGUUCUCUGAGCUGAGCAGCCACUUGGUCACCGUAGCUAUGCCUGCAACCAAAGUAGAAGACGGCGUAACAGAGCAAGAUGGCUUGGGUUUGUUACUGGGGAACGAGCCCAUGACUGAGCCCGCUGUGUUUCCCCCUGCGUACAGACGAAGCCGUGUGCUGAACGUGAGGGAUGAAGAUGGAAACCCUAAAAUCAUUAUCAUCUCAGACAUGAGGCUGAAAGGACACAGUAUUCGUGGCCUGGACCCGGCCUUCACCCAGAGUCUUCCUCUGCCUUCGGGCCGAAGCUUGAGACACACUCCUGCCGAGCAGGGUUUGAAAAAUGAGCGCAGAGACACAGACCUGGACACCAGUUUUACCAGGACACACAGCAUGCAGGAGGAUUCAAGCCGCAGUCCCAGUUACACGGUGGCAUGCGAGGACUAUGUUCACGUGGUUGAAUUCAGUCCUUUCAGCUCUGGUACCCCUGCCUCUCUCCUGGCCUAUGGUGGAAACCAGUAUGUGGUAGUGGGCACCUGCCUAUUCCAGGAGGAGGAUAUGGAGAUUGAGGGAGUUGAAUUCAAUGUUCUUCGAGCUUUCCAUCAUGAAUUGCGUGUCGAUGCUUUUGCCUGGAGCCCUGAGUCCCGGCUGGACAGGAUACCCACUAUCAGAUUUUGCACCGCUGCAGCUGACAGAAAGCUACGCCUGCUGACUUCUGAUCUUCAGGAUAGUCAUGAAGUCAAGGUGAUGGAGGGCCACACCAGCUACAUUAACCAUUUGGUGUUCGAGCCCACGGAGGGGAAACAAAUUGCUUCUGUCAGUGAUGACCACACUUGCAGGGUGUGGGGCCUGGAUGGAAAUGAAAGCACUACUCUCAGACUUCGCUCUCCUGGCAUCAGUGUGUGCUGGCACCCAGAGGAAGCCUUUAAGUUAAUGGUGGCAGAGAAGAAGGGAACAAUUCGCUUCUAUGACCUGGUGACCCAGCAGGCCAUUCUGUCACUGGACUGUGGUCAGUCACCACUCAUGUCAGCUGACUGGUGCCUCACAAACACGAUCAAAGUCGGUGCUGUGGCGGGCAACGACUGGCUCAUCUGGGACAUAACUCGCUCCAGUUACCCACAGGAAAAAAGACCAGCCCACAUUGAUAAAGCACGGUUAUUCAAGUGGUCUCGAGCCAAUGAAAACCUCUUUGCCACCACUGGAUGUCCAGGAAAGAUCUGUAGUCAGUUGCUCAUCCACCAUCUUGGCCACCCACAGCCGGUGCUGAUCGGAUCAGCCACAGUGGGAUCGGGUCUCAGCUGGCACCGAACACUCCCGCUCUGUGUGAUUGGCGGCGACAGGAAACUGUGCUUUUGGGCGACUGAAAUGUAGACAUCUGUACAGCACUUUCCAUGGUGGAUAACUAGGUCCACUAUUUCUAUUCUAGUAAUUGUUUAAUAAAAUAUUUUUCUGAGUA